CGUCGACCGGUCCCUUAGUUGUAAUGGUGGUUCUGCGGACAUGUUCCAUGCUAUGCUGGUCAUUGCUGUCCUUUUCACUUUGCUCAUCGCCGUCCGGUUCCUUUAUGCCAAUCGAGUCUGCAUCCCAAGAAGUACGCACGUCAGUCUCCUGGUGGUGGCCGGCUCAGGAGGGCACACUACAGAAAUCCUGAGGUUACUUGGUAGUCUUUCCCAGUCCUAUUCUCCUAGGUAUUAUGUUUUGGCUGAUUCAGAUAAGAUGAGUGAAGACAAAAUCUGUUCAUUUGAACAAAAAAGAGCAGAGACUUCCCCGGGUUCUUUCUUCACCCUCAAUCGCAUUCCCAGAAGUCGGGAGGUCCGUCAGUCAUGGAGCUCUUCAGUGCUAACAACCAUCCGUUCCUUCUUAUAUUCGUUUCCUUUGACCUUCAGGCUCAAGCCAGAUGUGGUACUGUGCAAUGGUCCAGGAACAUGCGUCCCCAUCUGCCUAUCUGCUUUUCUCCUGAGGCUGCUAGGAAUAAAGAGAGUGACCAUUGUGUAUGUGGAGAGUGUCUGCCGUGUGGAAAACUUAUCCCUGUCUGGAAAAAUUCUUUACCACUUUUCAGACCAUUUCUUUGUUCAGUGGCCUACUCUGAAAGAAAAAUACCCUAGGUCUCACUAUCUCGGGCGAAUAGUAUGACAACAAACGUAGCUGGGGUUAACACCACCACUGAAUUCCUUAGCAUGGACUCUAUUCUUAGGUUACUCUCCAUUGUACCCAGCUUCAGCAGAAGACUCCUUUCCCUCCCGCUACCUUCAUGGAUGCCAGAAAAAACAGAGACAAAGGAAGACAAGCUUCCAGCUUCAGCUGAGAUUUACCUUCAACAACACCUUUCUUGGUAGCAAAUCUGAAUUGCAAUUUGUAUUGGAUUAUAAAAGCUGUGAGUCACUUGAGAAGCCAAUUUGGGUUGAUAAACAGGACAAAAUUGUAAUAAAGUGCCACACACUUUGAUGGGGGCUGCAUAAAUCCA
This is a messenger RNA of Sphaerodactylus townsendi, 1004 nucleotides long. RefSeq names its product ALG14 UDP-N-acetylglucosaminyltransferase subunit (gene ALG14). NCBI's taxonomy places the organism in Eukaryota, Metazoa, Chordata, Lepidosauria, Squamata, Sphaerodactylidae. The coding region runs from base 41 to 673 and encodes 210 amino acids. The record is from RefSeq and is a predicted model, not a curated record. Gene Ontology annotation, biological process: dolichol-linked oligosaccharide biosynthetic process. Gene Ontology annotation, cellular component: UDP-N-acetylglucosamine transferase complex. The transcript is spliced from 4 exons.